Messenger RNA from Lolium rigidum, 576 nucleotides. Its product is annotated as WAT1-related protein At1g09380-like. The record is from RefSeq and is a predicted model, not a curated record. Gene Ontology annotation, molecular function: transmembrane transporter activity. The transcript has 2 exons. NCBI's taxonomy places the organism in Eukaryota, Viridiplantae, Streptophyta, Magnoliopsida, Poales, Poaceae. Bases 1 to 576 code for a protein of 191 amino acids. Gene Ontology annotation, cellular component: plasma membrane.
AUGCAUCAGGUAUUCUACUUCGUCGGCCUCAAGUACAGCAGCGCGACGGUGGCGUCGGCGCUGAACAACACGCUCCCGGCGGUGACUUUCGUGUUGGCGGCAGCUCUGAACAUGGAGCCUGUGGCAGGGGUCGCAGGGCGGGCCAAGAUGGCCGGCACAGUCCUCUGUGUAGUCGGCUCUAUGGUGAUGACCUUCUACUCGGGCCCCGUCGUCAGGACCAUGGACUCCUCGAUCAGCUGGCUAUACGUCCAGCGCACCAUGGCCACCGAGGCGGCGGCCGACGCCGGCGGGCAAGCGGCCAUUCUUGGGGCAGUGCUCGUCAUUGCCUCCACCGGCACAUUGGCCGUUUGGUUUAUCAUCCAGAAGAAGUUGUCCAAGAGCUUCGCCUCUCCAUUCACAAGCACUGCUUUGAUAGCGUUGAUGGCCAGCUUCCAAUGCGCCAUCAUCGGAGUGGCCGCUGAGCCAAGGCUCUCGUCGUGGGCGCUCGGGUUGGACAUUAGGCUCAUUGGCUCUCUCUACGUGGGGCUUGUGAAUGAGAGUUUCCCUCUAUUCAAGCCAGGUAUCAAAAUGACCUAG